CCCUCGGUGACCAGUUUAGUUCUGGUUGGCAUCUGCAUCGCAUGUUGUGCAGGGUCCACGGAUGACAUAAUAAUCAUCCUUUAGUCAGAGUUCGAGAUCACUAUUAAGUCCAUCAUUAAAUCGAUUGAUUUGAUGAAUGAGAAACAAAAAUUCUGCUGCGAUAUAUAUAUACAUUCGAAGCACUUGCUGCUAGAAAUCGCAUUGGUGUUGGUGUAGUUUUGACGUUUCUGGGAAGCAUACGGUUCAAUAACAGGCAAUUACGCACGUGCGAUACUCAAUUGUUACAUGUCAAAAUUAACUAAUGUGUUAUUUCUGAAUCAUGAAAAUUUCAAAGUUCAGAAUUGUGCAGUGUAAAAUGCAUUGAAGUUAAAAUCAAGAAUGACGGCUUGUUUAGCGAACUUAUAAAGUCUGUAUCUGGGAUACCUGAAUAAGUGAACGGUGAUUGCUGUCGUUCUCAUUGUAAAUACACGUGCGAUAUCCCUGAGCAAGAACUGCAACAACAUUCACAUUUGCAAUUUAUAUUUUUCCAGAAUAUUUAAUCGGAGAGAUUCGAUUUUUUUAUUCAUUACUCCUUCUAUCUUUCUUUCUCUUCCUUUCUAGAGAUAAAAGUCGCUAACAAAAUCGUUUAACGAUUUUACGCAUUGCCGUGCAUGAAAACAUAGAAAGCAAACUCGUUUUCUAUAUUCAAACAUGCGUUUUAUUGCAGUACACAUUUGACACUGGUAAAUGAUAUUUAUGAAAAAUCUAUUCACACAAUUUCAUUCCGAGUGAGAGGCAGAGAGAAGGACAAUCGUUGACACGAACAUCUGUCUCGACUUGCAGUCGAGCAGUACUUUAGGGGAGCACUUUUUGAAAGUAAUACUGACCGUGUUAAAGAAAAAUUUUUCAGGAGAGUUUAACGGAAUUCAGAAAACACUUGUUACAUUUCCAAAGACAAUUAAAACGCUUAGUGAUUUUUAUUUAUUUGAAUUUACCUCUGCAUUACAUUGACAAUUAAUUAAAACUUCACAAACGACGUUAAGAGCAGAGGUCACGAAGAACAGAUAUGAGAACGAGUCGUCGUCAGUACGUGAUCUAAGAAUAUCACAGUGUGGAACGUUGAACUGGGGGUUUCCUUUCUUCUUUCCACGUGUCGAGAGAGAAAUAAAUUAGAAACUUUCUCUGACGAAGCUCGGCUUGACAGUACUCCGUAAACGAUGUCGGGAGAUACUACAUCCGAUGAUGAGGGAUCUCAAGAGGAUCCACCGCGAUACGACAUUGACGAUUUGGAAAUGAUCAAAACUAUCGGGACAGGCACAUUUGGCAGAGUAGUUCUUUGCAGUCACAAUGGAACACCUCUCGCUCUGAAAAUCCUCUCCAUGGUCGACGUGAUCAGGUUGAAACAAGUUGAACAUGUGCGCAAUGAAAUUACAAUUCUGAAAGAAGUUAAACAUCCUUUUAUUGUCAACAUGCUAUGGAGUGGCAGAGAUGAAGCCAGGGUAUACAUGCUACUGGAAUUUGUUGCCGGCGGAGAACUUUUUUCUUACCUAAGAGCAGCCGGAAGGUUCGCCGGACCUACAAGCUGUUUCUAUGCAGCCGAAUUAGUUUGUGCUUUAGAAUAUCUACACAGUAAACACAUAGUUUACAGGGAUCUCAAGCCUGAGAAUCUUCUUCUUGAUAGUCAAGGCCACCUGAAAAUCACUGAUUUUGGCUUUUCGAAAAAACUUACAGAUAGGACAUGGACUUUGUGUGGUACUCCAGAAUAUUUGGCGCCGGAAAUAAUUCAAAGCAAGGGACACAACAAAGCCGUAGACUGGUGGGCAUUAGGCGUUUUAAUAUAUGAAAUGUUGGCGGGGUAUCCACCAUUCUUUGACGAUAAUCCUUUUGGAAUCUAUGAAAAGAUCCUGAGCGGUAGGAUAGAAUGGCCAAAACACAUGGAUCCUAUCGCGAAAGAUCUCAUCAAGAAAUUAUUAGUCGCUGACAGAACGAAAAGAUUAGGAAAUAUGAGGCAGGGCGCUGAAGACGUCAAAAGGCAUCGAUGGUUUAAAUUAGUCGAGUGGCCUCUGGUACCGCAAAGAGCCUUGACACCUCCGAUAAGGCCACGUGUGAAAACGCCAGGUGAUGCAAGCUGUUUCGAUGAUUAUCCUGAAACCGACUGGCGUUCCCAACCACCUUUACCACCGGAUCAAUUGGCUCUUUUUCAAGAUUUUUGACAAUAAUAAGAUAAUAUCAUUAAAUCACAAUAUUUUGCACACAAAUUCAUCAAGGCACUAUGUGCAUUAGAUAGAAGAAUUCACUCUGCGAUAUAGAACAAACGUGAUCAAAUAAUUUGAUGUUACUUGAUAUAUGUUUGAUAAUGAAUUUUCUAUUCUGUAUAUAUAACUUUUUAUAUUUGGUUGCUGCUUAUUUAUUUGUAUGUGUGUGUGUUCUCUAGAUUAGUUAUUCCGUUUCAUUGUUUUCGUGAAAUUCUGUAAAUAAAGAUGGAAAAUUUUUUGAUGAA
Camponotus floridanus (Florida carpenter ant) is the source of this 2479-nucleotide messenger RNA. It is a transcript of the gene Pka-C3, whose product is annotated as cAMP-dependent protein kinase catalytic subunit PRKX. Gene Ontology annotation, molecular function: ATP binding; protein serine/threonine kinase activity. The transcript is spliced from 5 exons. The record is from RefSeq and is a predicted model, not a curated record. Gene Ontology annotation, biological process: protein phosphorylation. Lineage: Eukaryota; Metazoa; Arthropoda; Insecta; Hymenoptera; Formicidae. The coding region runs from base 1197 to 2192 and encodes 331 amino acids.